AUGCUGAAUGGGACCGAGAAGGCAAUGUGUCACGCAAGCGGAAGCCUCACCGCUGCAGCAAAGAACUGCGGUCAAAUCGAGAAAGAAGGACUCGCUCUGAUAUUCGCUGUUCGGAAGUUGCACCGUUACAUUAUGCGUCGAUUCAAGCUCCGCAUGGAUCACAAGCCUUUGCUACACAUAUUUGGACCAAAGAAAAUGGUCCCCGUAUUCUCGGCGAAUCGACUACAACGAUGGAAGUUGAUACUUCUCGGAUAUGACUUUGAUCUCGAAGGCGACGGAGUUUAG
This is a messenger RNA of Necator americanus (New World hookworm), 285 nucleotides long. RefSeq lists its product as uncharacterized. The transcript has a single exon. Lineage: Eukaryota; Metazoa; Nematoda; Chromadorea; Rhabditida; Ancylostomatidae. Bases 1 to 285 code for a protein of 94 amino acids. The record is from RefSeq and is a predicted model, not a curated record.